UAAAACGGCUUUGAUCAGAACGCGAGUGAAUCAGUGUAAAACGCAGAUUCUGGAAAUGCCCUGAGUUCCAAAGAUACAGCGUUCCAUGGGAUAGCACGACCACCGGCGAAGAGCAACAGGGUGACAUCUUGCCCACUUCUCCCAGACAGUGUGGGAAGAGUUUCACUCAGUUAAACCAAAGCAAACUGAAGUCACUGUCAUGUUCGAGGAGCCAGCGUAUUCAAGUUGCAAACGGGUAGACUGCAGCCAAAAAGGGAUGCAUAGGCUACGGUCACCAACAAUGCUUUGGCAUGAUGUGGUUAGGAUGAUGCUCAAUGUGUAUUAACGGAUAUUUCCCCUGUAAUCAUGCACGCACGAGCAGAUCUCUGCGCGCAUCAUCCCAAUCAGCAGAUCGCCGGUUUUAUGUCGUACUAUUGUUCAGCAGGUGGAGACAUCCCUGAGCCAAUCACCUUGAUGUCGACGUGAUCGGAAAGAAGCAAACAUUUAGAAUUUCAGUUAAUAAGCUGAAAGAAAGGUGCCAGUUUCUCGGAGACAACCGUACAACUCUGAUCAGUAGACUACUGGGAACAUUUCAGCCUGCAAAGCGGCCCGGGAAAACCAAUAAGAAGUUUACCAAAUAUUUUCUUCGCUGAAGAUUAGUUACCUUGUUUGUCGUCCAUCGCAGCGUUUGAUCGGGCGCUUAUUAUUAUGCCUGGUCGGAAGAGCGAAGCUCUUGCAUUUUCCCUUGUGUCAGGGAUCAAUCUGGCAAUGGCACGACUAGCGGACAUUUGGGAUAGCAUCGGAAUCAUGGAGGACCAGCGGGUGGAGCGCAUGCAGACUGUGAAGAAGCACAUUGAGGGUCUUCUGAAUCAAAUGAUUUCAGAGGAGGAAUAUUUGAAGAAACGCAUUGGAAACAAUAUCAACACUUUCCAGAAGCAGCUGGAGAUCUUGAGUAUGGAGAUGUCUGUGGAACCUUUUGAACUGGAGGAUGACCUCUCGGUGCUGCAGAUGGAGAAGAACCUGCGCCUGCGGGUGGAGGUGCUGGAGAAGGAGCGGGGCGAGCGUCUGAGGGAGCUCCGGACCCUGCAGGAGCAGGACGAGGAGCUGUGCGAGGAGCUGAGCGCCACGCCCUUCUACCUCCCCCCCGGCAGCCUGCCCACCCGCGCUCAGCUGCAGGAGCUGCGCCUGCACAUCCACACCCUGGGCCAGGAGAAGAGGAGCAGGGUGUUGGUGUUCUCGGGCCUCAGGGAGGACAUCCGGGGUGUCAUGGCGGAGAUGGGCCACGAGCCGGAGACCAGUCUGGAGAAGGAGGCCGUGUGUGACGACACCGACACCUUCCUGCUCACGCACGACAACAUCAAAGCCCUGCAGCUGCUGCUGUGCCAGCUGGAGAUGAAGAGAAAGUCGCUCACGGCGCUCAGAGAUGAGCUGAGGGGAAAGGCCUUGUGCCUGUGGGCCCGGCUGGAGAGCCCGGAGCAGGAGCAGAGGGCGUUUCGGGACGCCCUCCCCAGGACCCUGUCUGAGGAGAUUACGCAGUGGCAAACGGAGGUGGAUCGGCUCGCCCUGCUGCAGAAGGCCAAGAUGGAGGAGGUGAUCGACAAGAUUCGGCAGGAGCUGGUGGCGCUGUGGGACCGGUGCAUGUUCGGGCCCAAGCAGAGAGAGCCCUUCAACACCCACUUCUGCAGCAGUGACUUCACAGAGGAGCUGCUGUCCCGCCACGACAAGGAGCUGCUGAAAGUGAAGGCCUUCUACGAGAAAGCUCGCCCCCUGUUGGAAACCGUGGAGAGGUGGAACAAAAACUGGGUGCUCUUCCACGAUUUUGAGAAAAAAGCGUCCGAUCCCAAUCGCUUCUCCAACAGAGGGGGCGCUCUGCUCAAAGAGGCCAAGGAGAGGGUGAGAGUUCAGAAGCUGCUUCCCAAGCUGGAGGAGGAGCUGAGGAGCGGGGCGGCAGCCUGGGAGAAGGAUCAUGGGACGGUUUUCCUGGUGUGGGGCGAGAGGGCCGCUGACCGCAUCACCAGCCAGUGGGAGGAGCUCCAGCUGCAGCGGGGGAAGGAGAAGACUGAGCGCAUGACAAAGAAAGGAGAGAGCACUCCAGUGAAAGCUCAGGGGAAGAGAUCCCAAACUGGAGCCAGUGGAGGUGUGACACCCAGCAAGACUAGAAAGGGGCCCAACCAGACAAUGCUGCGUACGAACAGCAUCAGCUCGUCCAGCUCCAGCAGCAGCACCCCCAGCGCCUUCCUCAGUGUGUCCAUCAGGCCCACACUGUCCUCUCAGAAGGCCCAGCAGAAGAACAGGACUCUGGACGUGAGCCAGCGCACCCCCCUCCAGGAGUUCAGCAGCGAAAAGAAGCACUCGAGGGUCGGCAGCUACUCGGAGUUCACCAGUGAACUGUCCAGGAAGGUGAGCGGAGACGCGAUCCUCAACUCCACAGCCAAGGACAUCCUGUGAUGGCCGCCGUACGCUGUUCCUCAGUUCAGAAGUGCCUUUAUCCGAGUCAGUCAAAUACAGUUCAGAGGUGCCUUUAUCCGAGUCAGUCAAAUACAGUUCAGAGGUGCCUUUAUCCGAGUCAGUCAAAUACAGUUCAGAGGUGCCUUUAUCCGAGUCAGUCAAAUACAGUUCAGAGGUGCCUUUAUCCGAGUCAGUCAAAUACAGUUCAGAGGUGCCUUUAUCCGAGUCAGUCAAAUACAGUUCUUUCCUAUAUUUUACCCUUUGCUUUUUUAGGGAUGAUCAUUUUUUUGAGAGAACUUGUGAAUUUUGAAUUAGUGUAUCGACUGUCAUGAUUGUGAUUCGAAAGGGGGUUUGUUUUUGUUUUUUUUACCGAAUUGUGGUCAUAGUGGUAUAGCAGUGUGUAAAAGCUCUGCUGCUUCUGCAGGAGUUUGCUGUUUCUUAAGUAAAGCAAGCAUACAGGGAUGAAUUGCUGCAGAGUCUGGAGGUUCUCAGGUUUAGUAAUGAAAGCUGCCUGAACCCGUUUAUUAUUUUUAAAGGAACAUUUUGUUUUCAGAUGUGCUCUCUGUUGCUGCUGUUAGUUUUUAACCAUUUUAUUAAACAUCAUUUCCAGAGUUUGUAUCGCAUGCUCAGAAGGCAUAUUUAGCUUUUAAAUGUUUUACGUUUAUCCUCAGAACCAGACUUUUUUAACCCUGUGAUUUAAUCUUGGGGCACGCUCCAGUCUUUGUACGUAUUCUGGCCCUUGAAAAGAGGUGUUCAUACAUUUUAUUCUUUUAGGCAACAUUGAUUGGUGCUGUUCUCUUCUGAAAACCCUGUUACUUGAUUUGUUUUGUCUGUCUGCAUCAUUUUUUGUUUUCAAAUAAAUAUGUAAAUAUUGCA
Anguilla rostrata (American eel) is the source of this 3303-nucleotide messenger RNA. RefSeq names its product protein regulator of cytokinesis 1-like. Gene Ontology annotation, molecular function: microtubule binding. Bases 688 to 2427 code for a protein of 579 amino acids. Gene Ontology annotation, cellular component: mitotic spindle midzone; cytoplasm; spindle. The transcript has 14 exons. The record is from RefSeq and is a predicted model, not a curated record. Gene Ontology annotation, biological process: mitotic spindle midzone assembly; microtubule cytoskeleton organization. NCBI's taxonomy places the organism in Eukaryota, Metazoa, Chordata, Actinopteri, Anguilliformes, Anguillidae.